Messenger RNA from Adineta ricciae, 288 nucleotides. Lineage: Eukaryota; Metazoa; Rotifera; Eurotatoria; Adinetida; Adinetidae. The record is from the annotation of a GenBank genome assembly.
AUGGACGUUAUUCAUGAUAAAAACAACAACGAAUUUAAAAUCGAACUGGACAAAUCGUCAAACGAUAAAGCAUAUCUAACCUAUGAACUCAGUGGUGACACAAUUGACUUUCAACAUACCUAUGUUCCAUCAAACUAUCGUGGUAAAGGUCUUGCUGAAAAACUUGUUCUAAGUGCAUUAGAUUAUGUGGAAAAAGAAAAAUCUAUUCAAAAGAUCACACCAUCAUGCUCCUAUGUUGCUAAAUUUUUAACUAACGCUCCGCAAUACGCUCGCUAUUUAGCCAAAUAA